Messenger RNA from Podarcis lilfordi (Lilford's wall lizard), 11398 nucleotides. NCBI's taxonomy places the organism in Eukaryota, Metazoa, Chordata, Lepidosauria, Squamata, Lacertidae. The record is from the annotation of a GenBank genome assembly.
CAGAGAUCGGCCCAGCUCCCGCCGGCGGAGGAUAGGCCCCGCCCCUCCGCCCGGCUUCUCUCGGCGUCCGAGUCCCCGUCGGUCCUGGUCCUGUGUGCCUCAGAGCCGGGAGGAUGAUGGCGGCGCCGAGCUUGCUGGAAACGGGCUACUCCCUGCUGGAGAAGGCGGCUGCUGGCAGCCCGCUCUCCCUCUUGCUGGCCGCCUCCGCUUUCGCCCUCGGCUUGGGAUAUUUGCUGCAGCUCGGCUCCCGGCAGAAGAAGCAGCCCAGCGCCGGCCAGGUGGGUCGCGGCGGGGGCGGCAUUGGGUGGGCAGAACUUGGACCCGUGCGGAUAGUUUGGGGUGGCAGCAAACCUGGGCAGCGGGAGGGGAAACGGCGGGUCCUUGCAGCAGGUGCAUCCAAGCACAGGCAGCCGCCGCCUUGGAAUGGGCAGCCAAAGAAGGAACAAGGGCACUCUGUGCGUGUGCAAAAAUCCCCCUUCCUCAAACGCCUUUGUUUUGUUUCCAGAGAAGAAAUCUGGAGUAAAGAAAUCAGAGUAAAGAGCCCGGAUGCUCGGCAUUUCUUUAAUGUCUAUAAAUGCGUGUAGGUGAAAACAUUCAUAGGGGCGGUGCUGUUGUUUGAUUCCCAUCCAUAUCUGUCAUCCUUUUUUUUAGAGCCAGCCUUGCCGGUUAGCUCAGUUGGUUAGAUCGCGGUGCUGAAAACAGUUUAGUGUAGAGCUGCUUUUUGAUAAACUAUAUAACAAAAGGCUUUCUUCUUCUUCUUCUUCAGAAUUACCCACCUUACAUUUCGUCGAACGUCCCCUUUUUGGGACAUGCAAUUACAUUUGGGAAGAAUCCUAUCGAAUUCUUGGAAAACGCCUAUGAAAAAGUGAGUCUAUAAUCAUUUUGCGGUAUAAUUAUUAGGGCUCCAAAGUAACACAAUUAUUCAGAAUCCUUGAGCUCAAAUAUUUAGCUGAAUGAAAUUCCAAGACUGAAGUCUCAUAGGCUAGCAAUGCAUCCCAUGCAAAUAUGAGAACCUUGAUGCUACUUAAAAAAAAAAGAAAAGCUGUUUUAGAAGAAGAUUUUAGAAUGCAGUUUAAGUGCUUUCUCUGUAUCAGCUCCUAAAUCCUCCUCCAAGUGGCUUCUUCACCUCAUCUUGUGUGGGGUAUCUGUGGAUGUUCAAGAUCUGAGUUCUUCUCAUGAUUGGUUAUGCAUUUGAGUAUAUUAGCCUACUGAGACUAAUAUUUGGUGCAGAGUGAUAAUAAUGGUCUGCCCAAAAUCUUAACUAAAAUAACAGUAAGUUAAAUCAAUAUUCACAUUAGUAGUAAGUGAGUGAACAGGGAUGUGGUUAACAGCAACACGCUUUUCAACAGCAAAGCUACCAUAGGGUAAUAUCCAACUAAGUCAUGCUUGGGGUAUUGAUAUAAGGAAUCUAAGUACUGGUUUCAUUGGGUUUACUCUAUGAAUAACCUUGGAUAUUAAAUGAAAUGAACAGAUGCAAAUAAUCUAUGUGUGGUUAGUAUAACUUUUUCUAUAGGAAGAAGAGUAGGGUAGAAGAGUAGGGUAGAAUCUAUGGGAAGAAGAGUAGGGUAGAAUUAUAAUUGGGUGGGCCUGGUGAAUCCCUGGUCAUUGUCUACUUUGUCUGGCCAUUGCCCAUCUGUCUACUUGAACAAGUUUAAACAUUAUGUGCAAUUCAAGUCUAAGUAUGUUUACUUGGAAGUAUUUACAUACAUACAUAUAUAUAUUCUGCCUUCCAAGAAGCUCAAAGCAUUGUGUAAUCCUACUCUGAUUUUAUCCUCCCAAUUACCUUGUGAUACAGCUACCAUAUAUUGUGCCUAAGGUUGCAGCCUAGACACAGUAGAUGUCCAGGUAGAUGCAUUUUUGUUUUCGUUUUUGCUUCUUGUAUACAGCCAUUUAUGUUUUUUAAAGCAGUUAUUAUGCAUUUUAUGGAUUUCAGUGAAAAUUCUCACUAUCUUUGCUGUAUGAUAAUAAAGUCACAUUCUUGUACGCUUCUGUUCCCUGCCCCUUCAUUUCCUACCUUCUUGGUUUGUUUCCACAGUACGGUCCUGUAUUUAGCUUCACAAUGGUGGGGAAGACGUUUACAUAUCUCCUGGGUAGUGAUGCUGCUGCUCUUCUGUUCAACAGUAAAAAUGAAGACUUGAAUGCAGAAGAUGUGUAUUCACGGCUAACCACACCUGUCUUUGGCAAGGGAGUAGCUUAUGAUGUACCCAACCCAGUAUGUGUUAUUUCCAUUUCAGUUUAUUUACAGUGGUACCUCUGGUUGCGAACACAAUCCGUUCCAGAGGCCCGUUCGCAACAUGAAAAGAACGCAACCCGCAGUGGUGCGUCUGCGAACACGCAGAUUGCGAUUUGCCGCUUCUGCGCAUGCAUGUGACAUCAUUUUGCGUGUCUGCGCAUGCACAAGCGGCAAAACCCAGAAGUAACCCUUUCCUGUACUUCCGGGUCGCCACGGGAUGUAACCUGAAAGAACGUAACAUGAAGUGCACGUAACAUGAGGUAUGACUGUACUUUCAUGUUACAUAUAGAACACAGCAAGUUGUUGCAAUAACAAAACAACAGAGUUAGCUUCAAUUACUCAUAAGUAUUGCUGCCAUAUUCAGUCUAAUACAAUUAGCCAAACUAAUGACAGAAGAUGAAAUAGUAGAUAGUACAAUUUUAUAGCUGAAUACCCACUCCAUAACUGCUGAUACACUCUAUCAGGGUGCAUUGUAUUACUUUAUAGUUUAACUCAAGCAUAGCAAACUUGACCCUCCAGAUGUUUUUGGGACUACAACUCCCAUCAUCCCUAGCUAACAGGACCAGUGGUCAGGGAUGAUGGGAAUUUUAGUCCCAAAAAUAUUCGGCGGGCCAAGUUUGCCUAUGCCUGGUUUAACUUACGGUUCACUUCAGAAAGAAGUUAUUAGCCUGAAGGCAUUUUAUAUAAAAAAAGGUUUGGAUCAAAAUGGGUUUUUUGUGCAUACAUAAAUGCUUCACAGUCUGUCUUAUUAUGUCCUGAAAAAUUGCCAUCUUUGCAAUUAGUUCUAUAAUGUAUUAUUGGCACAAAAUGCCAAAGUGAAACUGAUUCUGAUGUGGGAAGAAAGUGGAGCCAUGUGUGCCUUACUUUCUCCUACUAAAAUUAGUGGCAAACAAGUCCUUACCUUUUUGCUAGUUCAUGCCUAAAACAUACAAGUUGAAUAUUUUGUAAAUACAGCAUUCUUUGCUUUUUAAAGGUAUUUCUGGAACAGAAGAAGAUGCUUAAAACCGGGCUGAACAUAAGCCAGUUUAAAAGCCAUAUACCAAUAAUUGAAAAAGAAACUAUGGAAUAUUUUAAAACUUGGGGGGAAAGUGGAGAAAAAAGUAAGUAUAUAGUUUGAAAUGUUGUGCUUCUAUUUGAACCGGGUCAUUCUGGAACAAGCGUUGGUGUAUCCAGUUGCAAUCAAUUAUUUGUAACUUCUUAGGUGUAUAGAAUCCUUUAUCAACAACUUCAGGGCAAAUAAAAUAACCAGUUGCUAUCUUAUGGGCAACAAAUAAUGAAAUAAAAAGGGCAGGAAAAAUAACACUAUGUGCUCAGUUCCAGACCUAUUUUUGCAUAAGGCUUUGGCGCUGGUGUUGAAAAGGAGUUUGGAAGGUUUGCCUCCUGCUUUUCCCUAUGCACGCUGCUUGAGUAAAAAUUGUAGUGAAUGGCUACUCAUUGGCUCCAUCGUGAUGGAUAACUGUUUUUGCUUUUUCCUCCUUGUUAUAAUGACCUGAGAUGAUUGUUUGAAAGGUAUACUAUCAUAUUUUUUUAAAAAAAUGUUUUAUUGAAAUUUGAAAAAGAAUACAGAGAUUAAUAUCAAAUAUCUUUUUAUCAAGGCCAAAAACCGAUCUAAAUAAAACACAAAGAAGAAAGAAAAGGGAGUACUUUCAGAACCUAUUCUAGGGUUAAUGUGAGCCUUGUGUGAUGUUUUCAUCCAGUUUGAGCUAUUUCAUCCCUAUGUAGGACUGAAAAUACACAUGCAACCAGUUCUGUUCAAACAACCUGAUGGCACAUUUCAUUAAAGCAUGUGGUCAGGAAUGGAUUUACCGGUAGUUCAUGGGUCUGAAAUUUCUAGGUUGUAGGCUCUCAAGUUAGAUGGGAUUUUAUAACCCUGUGGGAUGGAUAACUCUAAAUCUGGCUUCAGCACAUUUCGUCUGGCCCAUUCCUUACAAUAUAUUUUUUAAAAAGAAAUCUGCAGUAAAUUCUGUCACACAACCUCUCCCACAGACAAAGGUAAGAUACUCACAAGGUAACAGGGUUACAAGGUACUUUUAGGGCUGCCUUUUACUUUAUUUUAUUUUCCAUGUAAAAACCAUUUGCAGUGUCUAGAAACAGUAGCUUCUGCCACACAUGGCGAAAAUGGACUGUGUUCAUUUAUUUUUGAGGUUCAUUUUGAUGGUAAACCUGAAUUCUUCCUCUGAUUUACUGAAUUCCCAUUAAUGUACUCUUUCUCUCUAUGCACAGACUUGUUUACAGCACUUUCAGAACUAAUAAUUUUGACAGCAAGUCACUGUUUACAUGGGAAGGAGAUAAGAAGCGUUCUUGACGAGAAGGUAGCACAGCUCUAUGCUGAUUUGGAUGGGGGAUUUUCUCAUGCAGCUUGGCUUUUGCCAGGCUGGCUGCCUUUGCCCAGCUUCAGGUACUGAGAAACUUGAUGAGCAGAGAAUUGAGUUAAUCAAAUAUGCAUUCUAUACAUUUCAUCCUGCCCUCCAUAAGGAGUUAUGGGCUUUCUAUGCAGUUCUCUUUCCUUUGUUACACCAUCAUAACAACCCUGUCAAUUAAAUUGGUCUUAGUGAUGUUGUACUUCAGGAUGGAGCAGGGAUUAACAUUAAUUAUGUUGUGCUGUAACCUGAGAUAUUUAACUUCACUAAUGUUUCAGUUCAAUUCCAGUUUACGCUACUAUACUUCUUGAUGUUUUGUUUAUUUACUGAGUGCUGCUAAAACAGAACACUUAGUAUUUAGCUUAAAUAUUAAUUUGGUUUCACAGCAUUUAUUUUCGAAUCCAUAGCCACAACAUUCUACGUAUGAGUCAGUCCUGCUUAAGGACCUCUUUGCUCUUUAUGUGGUGUGGGAGCCGCUUCAGUGCAGCCCCUUGCCAGCCCAUGGAGGACCGCCAGAUUCCACUGUUUUCUAUGCCAGUAUUGCCCUGGUUUUCAAAAGGGGAAAUAGCAGCAUGAGAAGGGAGCAAUCUCCCUUUAAACCAAAACAAAGCCUCCAUUACUGUUGGUGCUAGACUAUGAAGUACAGAUUAGAAUGUGGAUUGUUUCUCAGCAUGCCAGUUUGUCAGAUAUUGAAAGAAAGUCCCACCUUUCAGGUAGGAGUAUCACAUUAGCCCAGGGGUCAGCAAACUUUUUCAGCAGGGGGCCGGCUCACUGUCCCUCAGACCUUGUGGGGGGCCAGACUAUAUUUUGGGGGGAAAAUGAACAAAUUCCUAUGCCCCACUAAUAACCCAGAGAUGCAUUUUAAAUAAAAGCACACAUUCUACUCAUGUAAAAAAACGCUGAUUCCCGGACCGUCCACAGGCCGGAUUUAGAAGGCGAUUGGGCCGGAUCUGGCCCCUGGGCCUUAGUUUGCCUACCCAUGCAUUAGCCUCUCAGUAAGUACACUCUUGUAUAGAAUUGUAGGGCCAAUCUAGUUUUUUAAGUUUGUGUAAAUUGAUACAGCCUUUUAAGGAGCAAUGCAGGCAACAUGCAUGCGUGUUGAAAUUGGAAACUGAUAUGUAGAAUUCAAACCCUGUAGAUUAAUUUUUUUCCCUUCUAAACAUGCUGUUACUUACAUGGAUUGUUUUAAUUUCAGGCGCAGAGAUAGAGCCCACAAUAAGAUAAAGUCCAUUUUUUACGAAAUAAUUCAGAAACGACGGAAGUCUUUGCCAAGAGAGGACGAUAUGCUUCAAACACUGCUGGAUGUUACCUACAAGUACGUGAUGUAGCAAAAAUGUUGCUGUUAGUUCCAGGAAGGUCUUUUCAGCUCUGAGUUUCCAACAACUUUUUAUUCAGGAAGAUAAAAUAGCAGCAGAGCAACUAGUAGCCUGACUUAUGCAAAGUAGAGCAGGCUUUUUUGCAGUGCCAACCCUGCCCCUCACUGCAAAUACAGUGGAAGGACACAGUAUGAAUAUUUCUAAUAAAUUGUCCUAGCAAUCCUGAAAUGAUUCUAUGUAUUUUGCUUGAAUUAAUCUGAAUUUGUUUUAGCAGAAAUGGAAAACAGCAGCCACCCAGAGGAUUGUGUCCAUGAAAUCUGUUUUUUGACUUCCUUGUUCAAGUGGCACAUAUGACCUGUGUUGUCUGUUUUUAAAAUCUAGAGAUGGCCGUUACCUAUCAGAUGAUGAAAUUGCUGGGAUGCUUAUCGGGCUGCUGUUGGCAGGUCAGCACACAUCUUCGACUACAAGCACUUGGCUUGGCUUCUUUUUGGCUAGAGAUAAAUCAAUCCAGGAGCGAUGUUAUGGGGAGCAAAAAGCAGUGUGUGGGGAAGACUUGCCUCCAUUAAGCUAUGACCAGGUUUGUAGGUUCUGUAAUUCCUUUUAAGCAUUUCUGUGUGAAUGCAUGCAAGUUCCUUAAAUGUUUUUUUUUAAAGAUUUUCUUGUUUUACAGAAGUAAGUGUAAUGUCUCUCGUAUUUUUUCCAUGUAACAUUUUUACAAAUCCGUUUCAUUUGUCGAGACAUUAGGGGGAGAAAGAAAAAGGGGUGGAGGGAGGGAAGAUGGGUGGAGGUGGGGUCGAGUGGCGAUGUUUCUAUUAUGCUUAAUGUAUGUAGGGUUUGGUGUCAGCGUUGCUUGUGCUGUUCACUUGUGUUCCUUUGGUGGUGAGAGAGGUUGGGGUUGGCCUAGAGUGUGGUUGUUUGUUUGUGAUUGGCUGUGGUGAUCUUUGUUUUCAUGUGUGAGUGGGGUGGGUUUUGGAUCAGGUUAGCCAUAUUGAUUUGUAUGCUGUUGGUGGAUUAUUGUCAUUGUCUUGUUGGGCUGUGUAUGUGAUAAAGGGGAGCCAUACCGGGGUAAAGGCAUCUUCUUCUGUUUGUCCCCGUGUCAGUUUCAGUUUAUUGGUUAAUUUUUAUAGUAGGGCUGUUUCCCAUACUAUUUGGUACCAUUGGUCCAUGCUGACUCCUGAUAGGUCUCUCCAGUGUCUGGUUAUGGCAAGUUCCUUAAAUGUUUAGGUGGAAUUAGUUGAGAGAACAGGUUUUCAGAGGGCUUUUUAGUUCUUGGUUUUUAAUUAUGAGUGAAGUUAAAUCCCCUAAAUUGGGGGGGCCCAAAUUGGUGGGCCUUCCUAUUUGGCGAAGCCAUGUCCACCUGCCCUGCAUGUAAUAUAUGAUGCCAGGUGUGGGGCAGGUAAAGGUGAGUCAUGGCUGAAAGGGAGCUUGCAGGCAAGACUGACUGACAACGUCUGCAAAGCCAUUUACAAAAGUGCUAUUUUCCACAGUGCUUUGAAUGGAGUUUCCGAACAUCUGACAAUCAGCUGCUUCUCAGAUCUUCAGGAACCCCCUUGAAAGCCUUGUGUAAAGUAGCAAGCAGAAGAGCUCAUUUGCCAUCGGUCAGAAUAAGGAUGAGUGAAGAUAAUUAUCUGGCCCGCUGGGCUAGAGAGGUUCCUACCCUUGCCCUAGCUCAGUCAGUAAAAGCAUGUGACUCUUAAUCUUAGGGUCAUGGGUUCAAGUUCUAGGAUGACCUUUAAGGUCCCUUCCAACAAUUCUAUAAUUCUAGGUGUAAUGAGAGUUAGUUUGGACCAGAGUUAAGAUUGAGCAAUAUUGUGGAUGCUAAUGUAAAAUUACACGCAAACACGUAGUUUCUUUUUCUCCAAUUACAUAGAGGAAAACAUGUUUUAAAUUGCUUUAGUUCUGCUGGAAGAUAACGAUCUGCUGUUUAGCUUUAUGCUAAAUUAUGGUUCUUUCACUAAAGGAUGUUAUCCGUAUAGAUAUGCACAAAACCAACAAGGUUUGUUUUUACUCUUUCGUAGCUCAAAGAUAUGACUUUCUUGGAACUUUGCUUGAAAGAAACAUUAAGACUUCGACCUCCUAUAAUGACUAUGAUGAGGAUGGCUAAAACUCCCCAAGUACGAAUCUUUGUUUCAGCGAUAUGUUAAAGCAGAAAUAAUAUCUUGAUGAGGUGGUAAGUGGAAUGUGUGGUGGGGCAGAGCCACCUUCCUGGCAUUGCUGCUUCUCUGGGCAGCAGAGAAGAGGAGCCAGCGAUACUCCUGCUGGUGAAAUGUGACUCUGACCUCACCCCUUCUAACUAGGUAGCAGUGAUGUCAAGGUGCCACUACUGACCAGAAGAGUACGCUCCAAAAGCAAUAUGAAGUUGCAAACAUUACUUUUAUUGACAAAUAACAGUACAAAAGGUGGAAUAGUUCUAACCUCUUGAUUUCCCCCCUUGUAAAUGAUACAAUCAGUUUAAGUAACUGCGCAGACACAGUUAUAUAUGAGGUUGUUGUAGUACCUAAAACUUAAUACAUGGGCAAAGUAGUCCUUGGAGGCGGGGUUGAAGAAGGAAGUUUAUGGCAGAUGAGUUAAUGCCUACUUCCAAAGCCCUGCUGUGUUUACACUGGCCAGGGUGGAAGGUGGGGGUGGGAAUAAUCUCCCUCCCAAAGAGAAUAGACUACAUCAGCUUGAGGGCGGGAGUAGGGUUGUGGCUGGUUUGAAGACUUCUAAGGAAAAGAGGAACUAAGGGUUUCCACAACAUGCCCCCUUUCCAUUCGAUACCAUCCUUGGAGCACUAACAGCAGAGGAGUGGCUAUGGUGGAGCUUUUAACUCCCACAAGGAGGACUUUAGUGCUGGACCUCCCUUUCUGACUGCAGAGAAGAAACCCUGUGCUAUCCUAUAGCCUCUCUGCUGCUCUUCCAGGAGUUCAGGACUGCUGCUUGCCUUAAAUUAUUUCCAGCAGUUCCAUUCUAAGUUGCUUCCAAAGUUCCCCACUUCCCUUAACACAGAAAGAGACUAGACAUUUGGUAAAUAAAAAAUGGUUUACUAAUAAACUCUUCAAUAGACAGAUUCAUAUGCUUUUCCAUACAGUAGUCAGAAUAGGGGGUAGUAAAACUUAGGUUCUCAAGUGGUGUUUCUAAAUUAUUUGGUAUAGACACACCAAGGUGGCUGGCUUAAGCCAUGUGGUCUGAGCUUGGAGCAUCUAGCUUAGACUUCCUUAUUGGUAGAGUUCACAUGCUGGAAUGGAAAGAACAAAGGCUUGAUCCCUUCCUCCCAAGGUAAGAGGGGGAGUGACCUAGCUAAGCCAAGCAGGACAGCUUAAGCUAUGGUCUUAACCCCUUCAUGCAUUAAUUAGACUUAAGCAUAUUGGUUAUAGGAGGCUGGAUGUCCCACAACUUGAGCAAACAGAGAAAUGCCUUUAGCUAGGAUAGUGAUAAUACAUUGAUGAUAUGAGUGGUACAUGAAUAGUAUUAGUGAAUCAACUAUCCAAACUUUUGAUGGGUUGGAUUUGAAUGUACACUUGAUAAAAGUGUUUUCUUGCUUUUAGACAGUUGCUGGGUAUACAAUUCCACCUGGUCAUCAAGUCUGUGUAUCUCCCACUGUCAAUCAGAGACUUAAGGAUUGUUGGACAGAAAAUGUAGAUUUCAAACCAGAGCGUUAUCUCCAGGAUAACCCCGCAGCUAAAGAGAAGUUUGCGUAUGUGCCGUUUGGUGCUGGUAAGUUGGUUGUAGUAGAUGUUCUCCAAAUAAGGGAUACAAUCAUUGCCACCUUCAGUCAUUUAAAAACAAACAAGCAAAAGACUUUAAUUUUUAAAAUUAAUUUGCAGCAUGGACUGGACACCUGUGUCGGCCCUCAUGUUUUGAAAAGUGGAGUAUCAGUGUCUCUAGCUAAUCUCUUGAAAAUGCAGGCACUUGGCUAAUAAACAGUAACUGAGGUUCCAACAGGUUAAAGCCUCUCCCACAGCAACCUAUUUUUGUUCCCAUGAAGCAGACCUUGGGUGGGUUUUGUUUGCAGGCAUCCAGUUUUGAGGCAUCCUGUGGCCCUUCACCCCCCCCCCCCGGGAGUUUAGGAUUGCUCCCUUAUACAGAUCUAAUUUCUUGGUGGUACAAGAAUGUUUGCAAACGUAAAAUAAAGACACUUUUAAUUUUCUUUUAGGUCGUCAUCGUUGUAUUGGAGAGAACUUUGCUUAUAUUCAAAUUAAGACAAUUUGGUCAACGCUUCUGCGUUUGUAUGAAUUUGAUUUGGUGGACGGUUAUUUCCCUACCAUAAAUUAUACAACUAUGAUCCAUACACCCACUAACCCUAUCAUUAGAUACAAAAGGAGAUCAAACAGCACAACAUAGCUUCUUGCAGCUGAACUGCAGGGACAUUUCUGUACAAGUUAUGUGAAGACAGUUAAAAAAAGUGGCUGUUCCUAGCCUAUAGUAUUGUGAAGAAGUGUGGAAAGUUUGUGCUAUUGGGAGUACUAAGUGGGGGGUGGGAUGUUUGCUUUUUAUGUUUCUAUCAUUUCUUAUCCUGUACUUCUGAUUCUGUAAUGUGAAUGUGUUCUAAUAUAUGUGCCUUUUAAAAGAAAACUAUUAAUCUUUGGUAGGUUUAGAAAUACCACAGUUUUUUAAAAUGUAAAUGGAUUAAUGAGAAUGUAUUUUGGUUUCUUUAAAAUGUUGGGAUAAAAAAAUAGGAUCCUGCUUCAUUGACUCCAGUAGUUUCACUUAAACUUGUGAAAAAACCUGGUCUAGUGGAAUGCUGAUUAAGCCAAAGAUGACUAAUCAUGAGAGCUGUAGAUCAUAGAUGUUAUUGUUUUCCAGAGGUGACUUUCUGCCUGUGGCAGAGUUCCACUUGCAAAGCACUGGAUACAACCCUUUGUUUUUAAAUUGGGCAAUGCCAAAAUGACAACUUUAAUGUAAGUUACAGUUAGGCAAUCGGGUUGAGAUUAAUACUUAUGAUAAAGAUCUAAAGUAUUAAUCUUAUGUGACUAGCACAGGACAUUUUUACUUACACGGUGUCUUAUCUAUAAAAUGUUGGUGUGCAAGCAGUUUUGGAAGAAAGCCGAAGGCUCUCAUGGGUGUAGUGCCCUCAGUAUGGACUGAGAGUAGAACAGAGGAACAACCAGGUGACUUGUUCACACCUGAGAACCAGACAUUCUCCCCCUUCCCCAUUUCUCACAAAUGCACAAGCAACUCCCCAUAUUCUAUUUGUGCAUGAUCGUGCACACACAAGCUGGGCGGGCAGGUGAUGCGUAGGUAAGACGCUUCCCCUCCGACUCACGAGGAGACCACUGGGGCAGGUCUCCUGAGCAAGGACGACUCUCCAGGGUGCUCUCCAUUUUGCACAUUUUCAUGUAUGCAUGUGGGGGCCCAGAAAAUAACCCCUGUGUAAAUGGGGAACCGCCUGUAACAAUAAAAAUGUUGUAGCGCCUUAAAAACACUCUUAUUGUAGCUAGUCAGAAGACUGUUUUUUUUUCAGCAGGCCUAAAGUUUCAAAAUAAAUUUUGAACACGUGUCACACAUUU